Coniophora puteana RWD-64-598 SS2 is the source of this 2696-nucleotide messenger RNA. RefSeq lists its product as uncharacterized. Bases 1 to 2571 code for a protein of 856 amino acids. NCBI's taxonomy places the organism in Eukaryota, Fungi, Basidiomycota, Agaricomycetes, Boletales, Coniophoraceae. The transcript has 10 exons. The record is from RefSeq and is a predicted model, not a curated record.
AUGCCUCCCAAGCGCAACACCUCCAUAGAGCCCUCAGACCGCGCGCUUCGCACCCGCGUCACCAAACCAGUCUCCCUUCCUGCCCCCAACCCCUCCAAGGGCACGUCCGUCGCCAAGAAGCGCCUUUCAAAGGCUGAGCAGGACGCUCAGAAGGAUGCUGAUGAAGCUCGUGUAGCUUCCGGCAUCCAACGUCUUGCGGUUGUUGAGCACGAAGAGCAGCACCGCCAGGAGAUGGCCGCACAGCCCAAGCCAAUGCCCAAGAAGAAACCGGUGACGACCCAGAAGAAGGUGUCAGCUCAAGCAGGGACGAAGACUACGAAGCCUACGUCUUCGAGCACGGCUCCUGCCUCCAGUGCUAGGAAAGGUGGCCAAGCCGUUCAGCCGGAGACAAAGGUCACAGUGCCUAGGAAGGAAAGAGCAACGACACGCAAAGACAUCACCACCACUCGAGAAGGACUUGAUGCCAUCAAAGUCUCGGUGACAUCGGAAGCCCCGGGCCAUCAGCCACCUACCAUGAAAGGCAAGGACGGUGAUGCUCCCCCGGCUACGAAAGUCCAGUUUCUCAAGCGCGUGGCCAGCUGGUCCAAAGGGGUUGCCACGGACAACCAGAGCGUGUCGUCCAAAUCCAGCUCCAGUUUCUUUGGCGGCCCACGGACCUCAAGCUCCGCAGCGACGACUGUCCGCAGCAAGAUCCAUAACGUCAAGCCAAAGCCAAGGAUCGUCGCUGCUCACCAGGAGAAGGAAGAUACAGCCUUGGGUGUCGGUGUUCACACCGAAGACACUGCCGAUGAUGUGGCGAAGGAGCGGAGUGCAGUCGCUGCGGGAACUGGACAGUCCCUCUUGUUGAUCGAGCCCACUGCGCCACCUGCGACUAAGCCCACUCCCCCUCGGGGUCUCAAGCGGAAGGCUAGCAAUUCUAACGUGGGCGAGGAGUCUACCUUUGUUCCGAAUAUCACCUCAAGCCCUGGCGACCCCAACUGGGACUUCCCGAUGGAAGAGGCACAGCGCAUGCCACGCUAUCCAUUGGACCCGUCGGAGCCCUUGAUAUGGGAUGACGUCGACGACCCCAUUGACACCCACACGGGGGUCGACCAGGAAGACAGCAACAAGGACGACGGCGCCGAGGAAGAGCGCGACCAGAUGGACGAGGACGAGGACACGGGCAGCCAGCUGGCUAGCAACAACAUGGAAGGCAUCAAAGAGGCCGCUGUUGAGGAGAUGGAGACCGAGGAGAACGGUGAGGGCGAGGAGGAUGGCGAGGGCGAGGAAGAUGGCGAGGGCGAGGAGAAUGGCGAGGGCGAGGAGAGCGGCGAGGGCGAGGAGAACGGCGAGGGCGAGGAGAACGGUGAGGGCGAGGAGAACGGCGAGGGCAACAAGCCUCAAGAUCGCACCACUCAACAGACGCAUGCUCAGGUCUCUACCUCAAUCGAGCGCGCCGUCAAGCGCCGCCGGACAAGUGCCCUAGACAGCGACAGUCAGCCGCUGCAAGCCUCUAGCAACCCGGGCAAGCGCCGCGUUUGGUUGCUCUCCGAUCUCCCCCCUGGUGCUCGCGACCAACAGCGCUGGGGCAACGAGUUCCUUCCCACUAUUGUCGACCAUGUCGGCAGCAGGGAUUCAGCCUGGAAUAUCACCGACGCUGAUCUCAUGGACGCCAUUGCGAAGGCUUGGCGUGUGGUUUAUGGGAAGCCUCUCCCGCGGACUGAAACCAUCCAAGGGGCCGUUUUCGGGCUGACGAAGAAGAAGCUGAACGAGUGGCGGAGCUCGUUUGGAUCCACCGCCAUUGCCGCCCUUGUCGCUGCCCUCGCGCAGCAGGGUCUGUGGACCCAUGACCUCCAGCUGGGCUUCGUCAACGAGCAGAUCCUCGGAGACCAGUUCCUCAACGACGGGAAGACAAGCGAGGGCAAGCCCUGCGGUAUGUUCAAAGGAGAGUUUUUCCAGAUUGUUUUCGCCACCCACCAGAUCGCGAUCCAAGGUAGUGCUCACGUCCCGGACUUCAUUCCGACAAGGAAAGACGUUCAGGGCAACACGAUCCAUACCCCCUUCGCUGCGUCCGUUCUUGCUGCCGCCGCGUGCUACCGCGCCCUUGUCCUCGUCCGCGACGCCAGCUUCGGGGACAUCGCCAAUGCCCUCGGCGCCAUCGACAAGGACCUUACUCUGACUGUCUCUAACGUCAUCAAAGCCAAGAAGGCUUUCGACGCCAUCAAGAAGAAGGAGAAGGGGCAAGCCGAGGCCGCCAAGAAGGAGCGCGAGGAACAGGGGAAGGCGAACACCGACGGGAACGACGCGGACCAGGAACCCGAAGAGGAGCCCGAAGAGCCUGAGGAGUCCGGUGAUCCUGACUCCGAGGCGUCUUCCAUCCUCCCGUUUUCGAAGGAUCACAACGAGGAGUCAACGUUCAAUUACUCGUUCCUGUUCAAUCGAUGCCCGAACGAGCGGAUUGUCGAGGCACUGGCGAUGUCGACCAAGUACACCGCGCCCCCUCGCAGGCUCAAGAACUCGGCCGCCAUCAGUCAGUCCUCGCACUUCGAGCCUAAACUGGACGAGCGCGCGUUCCGUGACAUCAUCUUUUGAACUCUUUCGGCGUCGUCCUGUUCGGCUCUUCUUAGUCCUUGGUGCUUCAAAUCGAACGGUGGUUGCGAACGUCUCCAUUAUGCAUACUACAAUCUAAUGACGCAUUUCUCGUAUCUGUACCUAGC